Molecule: messenger RNA, 2965 nt
Organism: Ziziphus jujuba (common jujube)
Lineage: Eukaryota; Viridiplantae; Streptophyta; Magnoliopsida; Rosales; Rhamnaceae
Product: probable receptor-like protein kinase At5g24010
Exons: 1
Coding region: 210-2699 (829 amino acids)
Biological process (GO): protein autophosphorylation
Cellular component (GO): plasmodesma; plasma membrane
Molecular function (GO): ATP binding; transmembrane receptor protein tyrosine kinase activity
Source: RefSeq, a predicted model, not a curated record
GCCACAUUUAGUCUCACUCUUUUUUUUUUUUUUUCUUUUGUCUCUCAAUCUUCACUUUCUGACGUCAAAGCGUUAAACGACCCCUUUUUCUCCUGAAAAAAAAGAAAAAAAGGUAACAAAAAGAAAAACUAAAUAUUUUCUUCCUCACUGUCCCACUGCCAUGAGCACCAAAUCUUGAAGCUCUUCUACAACCAAAAAGAGCGUCUUCCAUGGAGACCAGAAUCCUUUGCUUUCUGUCUCUUCUUCUUCUUCCUUCCCUCGUUCCCUUCUCUGUUUCUUUUACUCCCUUAGACAACUAUCUUAUCAAUUGUGGCUCACCCACUGACCAAAAGUUCGAUAACCGGCUCUUUCUUGGCGAUUCCUCUAAAAACAGUUCGGUUUCUUUCUCUAAGGAAGGAUCCAUUUCGCUCAGUAACCAAAACCCACCUCCAAAUUCACCUAGUAUUUACCACACAGCUAGAGUCUUCAGAAAAGACUCGAGCUACAAUUUCAACAUCAAGAAAAAUGGGACUCACAUGGUACGUUUCCAUUUCUCACCGUUUACUGCUCAAGAUUUUGCUUUAACAUCUGCGAAUUUUAGCGUUUAUGUUAAUGGAUUUAUGGUAUUGAAUGAUUUCAAUGUUAGAGAUAAUAUUGUUAAAGAGUACAUACUGAAAAUAGACAAAGAUAAGCUUGAAAUUAUAUUUGAGCCAGCGGGUGGUAAAUCGGGUUUGGCUUUUGUUAACGCCAUUGAAGUUUUCUCGGCUCCACGGGACUUUAUUGUUGAUUAUGGAGCUAAGUUGAUCAACGCAAAUGGAGCUGAAGAGUACGAUAACAUUUCAUCACAGAUUUUAGAGACUAUUCAUAGGAUUAAUGUUGGAGGUCCAAAGUUGACCCCUUUCAAUGAUACUUUGUGGAGGACUUGGAUUCCUGAUGAGGAUUAUCUUGUUUUGAAAUCUGCUGCAAAGCGUGCAUCAACCACUCAUGUGCCUAAUUAUCAGAAUGGAGGUGCAAGCCGAGAGAUUGCUCCUGAUAAUGUCUAUAUGACCCUUCAGCAGAUGAAUAGGGACUCUACUUUGGCCACAAAGUUCAACAUUACAUGGAAGUUUCCAGUGGGUUCAGGCACUGUUCGGCACUUUGUUCGGCUGCAUUUUUGUGAUUUUGUUAGUACUGCACUUGGUUCACUGUACUUUAAUGUUUACAUCAAUGGUUACUCUGCCUAUAGGGAUCUUGAUCUUUCAUCCAUUACAUUUCAUGUUCCUGCAUCUCCAGCAUAUUUUGAUUUUGUUGUGGACUCCGACAAUUCAGGAUUUGUGCAAAUUAGUGUUGGUCCUUCUGAGCUGAGUAGUCCUGCUAGGAUUAAUGCUAUUUUGAACGGAGCAGAGAUCAUGAAGUUGGUGAAUGAGCAAACAAAAUCUGCGCAAAAAGAGAAAACUAUUUGGGUUUUGGUGGGUUCAGUUGCUGGAGGCAUUAUUGUUCUAUGUUUGUCAACACUUGCAAUUUUACUUGCUCUGAGAUGCAGGAAGAAGAAACCGAAACCAAGACCCGCAGAAAGUGUCGGUUGGACACCCUUACGUGUAUAUGGAGGCAGUUCACACAGUAGAAUGUCUGAAGCUACAGCUUAUACAUCUCCAGGCCCAAAUGGAUAUCUUGGUUUGAAAGUCCCUUUUGCUGAUAUACUGUUGGCAACAAACAAUUUUGAUAGGAGUCUGAUUGUAGGUUCUGGUGGAUUUGGAAUGGUUUUUAAGGGGGUUCUUAAGGACAACACAAAAGUUGCUGUGAAGAGAGGUAUGCCGGGAUCUAGACAGGGCCUUCCUGAAUUCCAGACUGAAAUAACAGUUCUUUCAAAAAUUCGCCAUCGCCAUCUUGUUUCACUUGUUGGAUAUUGUGAAGAACAGUCAGAGAUGAUUUUAGUUUAUGAGUACAUGGAAAAGGGACCAUUGAAAAGCCAUUUGUAUGGCUCAAAAUUUCCACCUUUGUCUUGGAAGCAGCGACUUGAAAUAUGCAUUGGUUCAGCAAGAGGUCUUCACUACCUUCAUACAGGUUCAGCACAAGGAAUCAUCCAUCGUGAUAUUAAAUCAACCAAUAUUUUGCUUGACCAAAAUUAUGUGGCAAAGGUGGCUGAUUUUGGACUAUCACGAUCUGGUCCAUGUCUCAAUGAAACCCAUGUAAGUACUGGUGUAAAAGGUAGUUUUGGAUAUCUUGAUCCUGAGUAUUUCCGUAGACAGCAACUCACGGAUAAGUCAGAUGUUUAUUCAUUUGGGGUUGUACUUUUCGAAGUUCUUUGCGCUAGACCAGCUGUUGAUCCAUUGCUAGCCAGAGAACAGGUGAAUUUAGCUGAAUGGGCACUUCAAUGGCAGAGGAAAGGCAUGCUUGAGCAAAUUAUUGAUCCCCAUCUUGUCGGACAGAUUAAACCAGACUCCUUGAAGAAAUAUGGAGAGACAGCGGAGAAAUGUCUGGCUGAAUAUGGUGUUGAUAGGCCAACCAUGGGUGAUGUAUUGUGGAAUUUGGAACAUGUACUUCAACUUCAGGAAGCUGAACCCCAUAGAAAAAGGCAAGAACGUGGGAAUGAUGAUUCAUCAUCCCAACCUCGGACAGCUGGAAUUAUUCCCGGGGUUCCUUCUAGCAGUAUAAGACCGGAGGCAUAUGAUGGUAAUGGUGGUUCGGAAAUUAAUACAAGCCAAGUUUUUUCGCAGUUGAUGACAAACGAAGGCAGAUAGCUUUAGUUUCAUGCUGCAUGUUUGCAAUCCCUGUGUAUAGGCAUCUUAUUAGUUAAAUUCCCAUAUAUUAAUACGUCCUCCACAACAAAUCAUACAAGGCAUCAACAAGUUCUACCUUCUUUCACCACUAUUUCUUUUUUUUUUUUUUUUUUUUUUUCUUUUUUCAACUUCUACCAAAAUUUUCAUGUUAAACAUAUUUCUGACUUUGUAGGCUAUUUGCGCAAUACCUUUAAAUAUAUUGUAAGAUUAUCUAUUGUUAUAUUGUA